AUGGCAACGGAUGGCUCGAAACUCCCAGAGGCUUCCGCGCCCAAGCCAGAUGCGCCAAAGCCAGAUAUCAAGGUAGAGAAGAAACUACCUAACCCAAAUCCUAUCUACAAAUACAUGGGACUCGGGGAGAACUUCCGACCAAAACUCCCUUCGCGAAACUGGAUGAUAUUCCUCUCGAUUACUGGAUCCUUUACCGCAGCCAUUAUAUACGACAAGAGAGAACAGAGACGAGCGCAGAGGAAAUGGUGUAAGCUGGUUGAACAUAUCGCGAAGGAGCCACUGGAUCCAAAAUCAAUGCCUAGAAAGCUUACGGUGUUUCUGGAAGGUCCUCCGGCAGAUGGGCUACGAUCAGCGCAAGAUCACUUUAAGUUAUAUGUGAAGCCUAUUCUUGUGGCAUCAGGAUUGGAUUGGGAAUUUAUACAGGGCAGGAAAGAGGGCGACGUCCGCGCCGAAUUGGCUGAGAGAAUCCGCAAAUCUAGGUUACCACCAGCUCAGCGAACGGAAGAGAAUCCGGUAUUGGAAGUGCGCAGUAAAAGUGGCAUUCAGGAAUUCGAUGGUCCUCGUGGAGAUAUUGUCAUUGGGCGACAUACUUGGAAGGAAUAUGUUAGAGGCCUCCAUGAGGGUUGGUUAGGACCCUUAGUUGAGCCAGUCCGACCUGUCGUAGCGAAACCCGCAGAAGUACCAAUACCUGAAGAAAUCGGAACAGCUGUCAUUGCGCCCCCAGGCGAUAGUCCUCUAUCGUCAGACACAGAAAAUCCUCUCGAUGCGACAGUAAUCCAUGACACUUCAGUCGUCGAAGGAGCCGAAAAGGUUGCUCCCGAACCAGAACCAGAAAAGAAGCCUGACGAGAAACCGCCAAAGCUGGCGCCAUUUAUCUCAGUCGCCGAAUACUCAAACGCCGCUCUACCAAAAGAACUCCCCGCAGAACUCGACCCAUCAAUACCAAUCUCCUUCCCACACAUCCUCGGAUUCCUCAACACCCCACGACGAAUGUGGCGCUUCCUCAACCGCCGCGAAGUAGCAGACUCAAUAGGACGAGAAACAGCAGCUAUAAUCUUAUCCACCUACCGACCAUACCAUACCACCUCCUCAAACACACCGACCUCGUUCACAGCCGACGAUUCAUACACCUCACCGCAAGCAUCAAGCGAACAAGUCCCUCAAACAGCGGAACAACAAACCGCGCUCUACGAAGAAGAAAAAGAAUGGCAUAAAAGCACUCGGGUACGAAAAGAAGACGAGCCAGAACGAACGUGGUUAGAGCCCAUAAUCCUUGACCCGCGGAUAGCAAGUCGGAUGCGAAGAGCCGAGAUCACGGCAGAAGAGGAGGAGCGCGCGAAAACAUUCAAGAUCCCCGAGGAGGAGGUUGAAGGCUGGAUUAAAGGGGGUUUGAGAUCGCUUGGGCGGAGUACGAAGGAGUACUUUAAGAAGGCGGAGAGACCUGUUGCUGAGGGGUUGACAGAGGAUGAGGAAUAG
Messenger RNA from Glarea lozoyensis ATCC 20868, 1476 nucleotides. RefSeq lists its product as uncharacterized. The record is from RefSeq and is a predicted model, not a curated record. Gene Ontology annotation, biological process: sphingosine biosynthetic process. Lineage: Eukaryota; Fungi; Ascomycota; Leotiomycetes; Helotiales; Helotiaceae. The transcript has 2 exons. Gene Ontology annotation, cellular component: membrane; cytoplasm; intracellular membrane-bounded organelle. The coding region runs from base 1 to 1476 and encodes 491 amino acids.